This is a messenger RNA of Paramormyrops kingsleyae, 1253 nucleotides long. It is a transcript of the gene hoxd13a, whose product is annotated as homeobox D13a. Gene Ontology annotation, molecular function: DNA binding. The record is from RefSeq and is a predicted model, not a curated record. Lineage: Eukaryota; Metazoa; Chordata; Actinopteri; Osteoglossiformes; Mormyridae.
UGUAAAGUAAACAUGGAACAAAAACAGCAGAAGGUUAUGUCUUCAGCCGUCGUUCGCUUUAAUAAAUUUACAGAAUAGUCAUGAUCAUAUUCAUUUCUAAUCAGUUUGGCCUAUUAUAAUGCUUUGGAAAAAAUCAUAAGGUGGAAAUGGCGGGGUUGGGGCUGGAUAUCCCUUCGGUCCAGGGAAGAGGCUACUGUCCGUCCUUUCCGACAUGUUCAGGCCGUUCUUUUUUUGGGUUAGGGUCAUACUCAACAGCGGAGAGAUCUACGUCUAUCAACCCAGAAUCUACUAACCUAUAUGGUCAGGGUCCGUGCUCUUCAGCCUCCACCACUUCACCAGCUAGUUUCGGUUGUUGUUUUGGAAACAGUCAUUACAGUUUCAAAAUACAAUAUAGUACUGGAUUCCAGCAGGACAUAAUUAAGCAACCUUUAAAUGAACAUUUAAAGGAAACGCUUACGGAUACUUCACGUGUCGCAAGACAGAUGCACUGCAACGAACUACCAUUAAGGACCAAAGAGUACGGUAUUUUCCAAGACUUCACAGGUUCUUCCCCACGGAUUCCAGGAUAUGUCGAUGUACCUGCUUCUGGAUCAUCUGGGCGCGAUAUUAACAUUGGCUGUCAGUGGAAUUGGUCAAGUAACUGGAGCAGACCGGUGUCUUUCAUAAAAAAUCAGACCGAGAACCCGCAUGUGUGGAAAUCUUACGUUGCAGGGGGAACAGCUCUAAGCCAGCCAGAUGUCAACAGUGUAUUACGGCGUGGGAAGAAGAAACGGGUGCCUUAUACAAAGCUGCAGCUCAGGGAACUUGAAAAAGAGUAUACAACUAGCAAGUUUAUUACCAAAGAUAAAAGGCAACGGAUUGCAUUUUCAACCAAUCUAUCGGAGAGGCAAGUCGUCAUUUGGUUUCAGAAUCGUAGAGUCAAAGAGAAAAGGUUGCUUAGGAAAUCAACGUGAAUUCUACUGCUGAAUUUCAAUGAAUGUUUGGGACGACGUUGUGUGAACGGCAAAUAAUCGAGUGAAUAUGUGCAAUUCUUCCAUUGAAAACUUUAAUUUCAUGCGUAUUUCUGUUUUUUCUUUUUUUCCUGACUUUUGUGCUCGUGGUUAAUACGCUGAAAAUUUUUUUAAAUAAAAUGGCUUUAGACAUUGAAUGCUUGCCACUAAGAUGACACUUUGGAUAUCUUACGCUGAUGUGAGAUGUAUCGCGUAUUUGAUUUUCUUUUCAGUUCAGGUUUUUAAUAAAGUACGUCAUAAUUA